AUGUCUGCUCCAGCUCAAAACUACAAAGUUGCCGACGUUUCCUUGGCUGCCUUCGGCAGAAAGGACAUUGAAUUGUCCGAAAACGAAAUGCCUGGUUUGAUGUACAUCAGAAAGAAGUACGGUGCUGACCAACCAUUGAAGGGUGCCAGAAUCGCCGGUUGUUUGCACAUGACCAUCCAAACCGCUGUCUUGAUCGAAACCUUGACUGCCUUGGGUGCUGAAGUCACCUGGACUUCCUGUAACAUCUUCUCCACCCAGGACCACGCUGCUGCUGCCAUUGCUGCUUCUGGUGUCCCAGUUUUCGCCUGGAAGGGUGAAACCGAAGAGGAAUACCAAUGGUGUCUCGAACAGCAAUUGUUUGCUUUCAAGGACAACAAGAAGUUGAACUUGAUUCUCGACGACGGUGGUGACUUGACCUCGCUCGUCCACGAGAAGUACCCAGAAAUGUUGGAGGACUGUUACGGUUUGUCUGAGGAAACCACCACUGGUGUCCACCACUUGUACAAGGCCUUGAAGGAAGGUAAGUUGAAGGUCCCAGCCAUCAACGUCAACGACUCCGUCACCAAGUCCAAGUUCGACAACUUGUACGGUUGUCGUGAAUCUCUUAUCGAUGGUAUCAAGAGAGCCACCGACGUUAUGAUUGCCGGUAAGGUCGCUGUCGUCGCUGGUUUUGGUGAUGUCGGUAAGGGUUGUGCCAUGGCCUUGCAAGGUAUGGGUGCCAGAGUCAUCAUCUCUGAAAUCGAUCCUAUCAACGCUUUGCAAGCUGCUGUCUCCGGUUUCCAGGUUGCCCCAUUGGACGAAGUUGCCAGCAUUGGUCAAAUCUUCGUCACCACCACCGGUUGUCGUGACAUCAUCACUGGUAAGCACUUCUCUGUUAUGCCAGAAGACGCCAUUGUUUGUAACAUUGGUCACUUCGACAUUGAAAUCGAUGUCGCUUGGUUGAAGGCUAACGCCAAGUCCGUUGUCAACAUCAAGCCACAAGUCGACAGAUACUUGAUGGAAUCCGGUCGUCACGUUAUCUUGUUGGCUGACGGUAGAUUGGUCAACUUGGGUUGUGCCACUGGUCACUCUUCCUUCGUCAUGUCCUGUUCCUUCUCCAACCAAGUCUUGGCUCAAAUUGCUUUGUACAAGGCCAACGACAAGGAAUUCAGAGACAAGUACCCAGAAUUCGGUAAGGCUGCCAACUUCGACGUUGGUGUCCACUUGUUGCCAAAGAUUUUGGAUGAAACCGUCGCCAGAUGUCACUUGGACCACUUGGGUGCCAAGUUGACCACCUUGACUGACGUUCAAUCCGAAUACUUGGGUAUCUCCAAGGAAGGUCCAUUCAAGCCUGAAAUCUACAGAUACUAG
Messenger RNA from Suhomyces tanzawaensis NRRL Y-17324, 1350 nucleotides. It is a transcript of the gene SAH1, whose product is annotated as adenosylhomocysteinase. Gene Ontology annotation, biological process: L-methionine cycle. The record is from RefSeq and is a predicted model, not a curated record. NCBI's taxonomy places the organism in Eukaryota, Fungi, Ascomycota, Pichiomycetes, Serinales, Debaryomycetaceae. Gene Ontology annotation, cellular component: cytosol. Gene Ontology annotation, molecular function: adenosylhomocysteinase activity. Bases 1 to 1350 code for a protein of 449 amino acids. The transcript has a single exon.